AUGUCUUUCAUGGCCCAGCAAAAGACCCUUUCCGCCAAGCCUGGCGUGUUCAACUAUUCUGGACUGUCCUCAGUUGUCUUCAGAAGGAAGCUCUAUGUCUUCUACAACAACGCAGACCAGAAUGGUGGCUGGUACAAUGUAUUGGAUAGAGAGACGAACCACUGGUCCGGACCUUUCUCGUUUCGCAAGGGUGGUGCCACCUUCAUGUCGGUGGCGGAGUAUACCACUCCUGUUGCCGUUGUUUGGCGCGGUACUCUCUACGCCUUCUUCAAUGGCUCCGGAAACAAUGGAACCUUUUGGACAUCGUCAACCGAUGGGCAGAGAUGGGCCCAGGUAAAAUCCAUGAGCGAGGCCAUGGGUACCCCUGCCGAGACCUUUGCAAAAGGAACCAGUCCAAGUGUUACCGUCUUGAAGAACGCUCUGUACGUUGUAUGGAACAAUGUUGCUGAUAACGGUACCUUACGGUACACUGCCUGGAGCGACCCAUCUGGAAAUAUUGUAAGUCCAAUGGAUGUGACUGCCUCAGGGCUGUCCAUCCGCCGUCAAACAAGCACAGCUUUGGCAACCUUCAAAGACAAGCUUUUCCUCUUUUUCAACGGCGCGGGCAGCGACGGUACUUGGAUGACUACGUUCAGUAGCUCGGGUUGGGCUCGAGUCAACCCAGUUACCUUGCCUCUUGCAGGGUCCGCCUUGGACUACACCAGCCCCGCUGCGUGCGUUUCCGAUGAUGGUAGAGUGCUCACUCUUUUCUGGAAUGGUUCUGCCAAUGACGGACUUUGGCACACAAACACCAUGAAUGGUUUUACCUGGCUGCCUCAGAUGGGCCUCAGCCAGAUGAUCGAGGGGCAGAGCGUUCUUUAUAAGAGCAGUCCAUCUGUUGCCCACUACCGCGGAAUCCCGCAUAUCUUGUGGGUCGGCGACGACGCAAAUGUGUGGUAUAGUCAGGGAUUGACCUUGUCGGCUGACGAUGGAGAUUAUAACUCGAUAAUGAAAGCCAUCCUGGCCGGCAGCGACUUCACAGUCGUCACUGCAGAUACGUCCGCCAUACGGUAUCUUGUAUCACAGAUGCAAUCGUCCUAUGCCUUUCUCCAGAAGCCUGCGGAUAAUGUCAAUGAAUCUCUUGGCGCCAAUAUCGGCUGGGGAGUUUUCCUUUCCACGUUCAUUGCCUCCAAGCCAAUUUUGACUCCACCUGCUGUGGUAUGCAUCUUCUCUAUCACUACGCUUGCAGUCUACUCAGGAUUUGAGGUCUGUGUAGACUUGUCGGAGGGAACGUUUUCCUUCCGCCGACCUCCACCUUUGGCGUAG
Fusarium pseudograminearum CS3096 is the source of this 1305-nucleotide messenger RNA. RefSeq lists its product as uncharacterized. The transcript has a single exon. NCBI's taxonomy places the organism in Eukaryota, Fungi, Ascomycota, Sordariomycetes, Hypocreales, Nectriaceae. The record is from RefSeq and is a predicted model, not a curated record. Bases 1 to 1305 code for a protein of 434 amino acids.